UGUUAAGAAACAUUCUAAUCAAGACGGGCAAUCGAUUAUUUCGGCCUUGGUCGUGGCGCACACAUGGCUACUGGAGCCGUGUGGAGGCUGUCUCGCUGUUUCUUCUGGAAGAAAGCGCAUAAAACAGCUUAGAAUUCAGAAAGCAGGUCAGUGAGUUAGAAACAGAGUCGGUACAUUUGUUUAUAAGUGGCUUUGCAUUAUUAAGUGGGCAGUAGUUGACUGGUGUGCCGGUUAUUUCGCUUGUAUCCGUGUGCCACAUGUGGGCUGUUGUGCUACUUUAGCUGGGUGGGCUUUCACCUGCGCUGCACGGGCGCCUUGCAACGCAACAGUCGGCUUUAACGCCGCUGCGCGUGUCAGCCAGGCGCGAGCCCCUAUCCGGCUCGUCGAGGGCUGAGACCACCGAGCGCCGCGCGCGGUUUGCGUCCGGCCAUGGGCUUGACCAGGCAGUACCUGCGCUACGCCGCCGGGCCCGUUUUCGGCGUGAUCGCGAGCCCCAAAGCCAACGUCGCGUUCGUCACCCUGAGGGGCGGCGAAAGGGCGCGCUACGCAGCGGUGGGCGCGUGCGAGCAAGUCUUCGUGUGGGACUUGCGCACAGCCGAGAAGGUUCUAGUCCUCGAGGGCAAGAAGCACGCGGUCACGUGCCUGCGCCCCUCUCCGGAUGGCGUCCACCUCGCCGUCGGUUACGAGGACGGCAGCAUACGCGUGUUCAGCCUGCGGAGCGGCGACAGCCACGUGUCGUUUAACGGACACAAGUCCGCCGUCAGCGUCAUCCGCUACGACGACCUGGGCGCGCGGCUCGUCAGCGGCUCCAGGGACACCGACGUGAUCGUGUGGGAUGUGAUAAAUGAGUGCGGUUUGUACAGACUCCGUGGGCACAAGGAUGAUGUCACACAGGCUCUGUUCCUAAAUAAGAAGAACCUGCUGGUCACGAGCUCAAAGGACAGCUUUGUGAAGUGGUGGGACUUGGACACGCAGCACUGUUUUAAGACCAUGGUGGGCCAUCGCAGUGAGGUCUGGGGAAUGGUUCUGUUGAACCAGGAGAACAGGUUACUGACAGGCUCAGCUGACAGCGAGCUCCGAGCCUGGGACAUCAGCUACCUGGAGGAGGCCAAAGAAGUGGACGAGCCACAGGAAAAGAAAAAAAAGAGUCUUGAUGAUGAUGAUGACAAAAAUGAAGACGAAGGCCCUAAUGAAACACCAGAGGAGAGGAUCCUCGGCUGUAAGAAGGUUGGUUCCGUUCUAAGAGAAGGCAGAGACAGGGUUGUGUCCUUGACCACUGAUCCCAGAAGUAACAUCAUAGUCUGUCACGGUCUCGAUGCCACACUGGAGAUCUUCUCAGUUAUUCCAGAAGAGGAAGUUCAGAAGAAAAUGGAACAGAGGUUGAACAAAGCCAGGAAGAAGGCCAGAGCUGAAGGGGGCACCGGAGAGGUGAAGAGAAAACUGAGUGAUGAGAUCCAAAGGUUGACCAGCAUUAAAGCCUCAUUCAAGAUCAGGUCGCUGGACUGCCUGCUGUCUCCUCAAGGGGAGAUGAAGAUGGUUCUUUUGUUGCAGAACAACACUGUGGAGACGUACACGCUGAAGACGAAGGAGGACAACCCCGUCCCCAACAAGACGUCUCAUCUCACGCUGGGCGGCCACCGCACGGACGUGCGAACCCUGGCCUUCAGCUCGGACAACAUCGCACUCCUCUCGGCCUCGGCGGAAACCGCCAAAGUGUGGAACAGGGCUACGCUGCAGGUGGUUCGCACCAUGGAGUGCGAGUACGCCCUCUGCUCUCUGUUUGUCCCCGGAGACAGACAGAUCAUCAUAGGGACCAAGAGCGGAAAGCUUCAGAUCUUUGACCUGGCGUCCGGCAGCCUGCUGGAGACCAUCGACGCCCACCAGGGCGCCACCUGGGCCGUCUGCCUAUCGCCUGAUCAGAGGGGCAUUGUAACUGGAGGAGCUGACAAGACUGUGAAAUUCUGGGACUUUGAGCUCAUAAAGGACAAGAAAUUGGGUCCAAACAAGCGGCUGACCGCGAAACACACUCGCACGCUGCAGCUGGACGAGGACGUGUUAUGCGUGCGCUACAGCCCUGACCAGCGUCUUCUGGCUGUGUCUCUGCUGGACUGCACUGUGAAGAUAUUCUACACGGACACGCUGAAGUUCUUCCUCUCUCUGUAUGGACACAAGUUUCCGGUUCUGUGCUUGGACAUCUCACACGACAGCACGCUGAUCGCCACGGGCUCGGCCGACAGGAACGUGAAGGUGUGGGGGCUGGACUUCGGAGACUGUCACCGCUCCAUGUUCGCACAUGACGACAGUGUGAUGUUCCUUCAGUUUGUCCCCAAAACCCAUCUGUUCUUCACAGCGGGAAAAGAUCGAAAGAUCAAACAGUGGGAUGCCGACAAGUUUGAGCAUAUCCAGACCCUGGAGGGUCACCAUGGCGAGGUUUGGUGUGUCGCUGUGAGUCCCAACGGUGACUACGUGGCCUCCUCAGCUCACGAUAAGUCCCUCCGGCUGUGGCAGCGAAGCAGGGAGCCCAUCAUCCUGGACGAGGAGAAGGAGAUGGAAAGGGAAGCUGAGUUUGAGGAGACUUUGGCCAACGGAGAUGAGCCAGUGGUACCUGGAGAAGCCAGAGGGGAAGCAGAACUUGCAGGGAGGAAGACUGUGGAGACGGUGAAGGCUGCAGAGAGAAUAAUGGAAGCCCUGGAGCUCUAUAGAGAGGAGAGCAGGAAGCUACAGGAGCACAAGGCAGCCUGUGAGGAAGCAGGGAAGGAGUUGCCGUCCCCUAAGAUGAGCCCCAUCCUGGUGGCCUGUGGGAGUAUCUCACCUUCCCGCUACGUCUUGGAUGUCAUCAGGAAGGUCCGAUCCAGCGAGCUGGAGGUCUCUCUUCUGGUGCUGCCUUUCUCCUACGUCCCUGACCUUUUGACCCUGUUCAGCACCCACCUGCAGCAGGGCCUGGAAGUGGAGCUCGUCUGCCGAUGUCUGUUCUACCUGCUCAGAAUACACUUCGGCAGGAUCACCAGCAACCAGAUGCUGCUGUCCGUCAUCGACGACCUGAGGACCCACACGAUCACCAAAGUGCGGGAGAUCAGGGACUUGCUGGGAUUCAACAGUGCGGGGCUCCAGUUCCUGCAGCGCGAGACGGAGAGCAGAGAAAACAUGAUGUUCUUCACCGCCGCUGCCGACACCUUCAAGGAGAAGAAGAAGAAGAAGAAGAGGAAGAGGGAGCGAGCGGUCCUGACCGUCACCUGAAGCAGCCUCACACACACACACACACACACACAUAUACACAUAUACACAUAUAUAUACACACACUCACACACACACAC
Messenger RNA from Electrophorus electricus (electric eel), 3314 nucleotides. RefSeq names its product WD repeat domain 3 (gene wdr3). The record is from RefSeq and is a predicted model, not a curated record. Gene Ontology annotation, cellular component: Pwp2p-containing subcomplex of 90S preribosome; small-subunit processome. Gene Ontology annotation, molecular function: snoRNA binding; protein binding. Gene Ontology annotation, biological process: maturation of SSU-rRNA. Lineage: Eukaryota; Metazoa; Chordata; Actinopteri; Gymnotiformes; Gymnotidae.